Molecule: messenger RNA, 264 nt
Organism: Hevea brasiliensis (rubber tree)
Lineage: Eukaryota; Viridiplantae; Streptophyta; Magnoliopsida; Malpighiales; Euphorbiaceae
Product: CLAVATA3/ESR (CLE)-related protein 5-like
Exons: 1
Coding region: 1-264 (87 amino acids)
Source: RefSeq, a predicted model, not a curated record
AUGGCCAAUAAUACAAUCACAUUAAAGGGUUUGGUAGCUUUCUUGAUGAUCUUCUCAGCGUUGUUGUGGAGUUCCCAGGCAGUACGUAUUCUCAAGGAGGAGGUGGAGCAAGCCAAUCAAAAGAAUAACAGACUUCUUCUGCAUGAGUUAUUAGGUUUUGAUGAUCUCUCUAAAUUCAAGCGCCAUCAGAAGUCAUUAUCGUCUACCCUUAGGUUGGGGGGUGAUAGAGUUUCGCCUGGAGGACCUGAUCCUCAGCAUCACUAA